CCAGGAAGCACUAUGGGGGCAGCACACCUAGAACCAUUAAAAGUGGAGAACAACAGGCAUGCAGCGGUACAGGUUAUCCAUGAUUUGGAGUACAGGGCAGGUCAGAGUCAACUGUGGAGACUCGGCAGGACGGGUUCAGACCGCAGGGGAACGUGGGAAAACGAAGAUGAGGGUACAUGUGAAGAGCUGGGCCCUGGUGGUCCUGUUGAGUCUGCACUGGGCUGCUGCUCAGACUGACCCGUGUGAAGCUCCAGACAAGAAAUGUGACUUUAGCUGUGACUGUUCAAGCUGCAGCGAUGAACUCAACUGUGGCUACAUGGGGAAGACGUUUGUGUGCGACUUUGAGGAUGCAGCAGGGACGUGCGGAUGGACUGUCGAGUCCUUGAACGCACCGUACAAAUGGGAGAGGCGUCAGAGAGGAGCCUCGCUCCCCGACAGCGGACCAUCCUCUGACUUCACCACCGGCACCGCCACCGGGUGGUUUAUGGGUGUAACUGCGGUACAGAUGAGCGCUGACGGUAAAAUCAGUACUGCUGUUUUAACUUCACCAGAGAUGAAACAAUCUGCACCGACAUGUCGCCUCCGCCUCAGAUAUUUCCUGUGGGACUCGGGUCAUACUGGAUUCAGCGGUUCUCCUCUGUGGGCGUCCGUCCUCCGCUCUGGAGACUCUGCAGACGAAGCCGUGGUGUGGCGUCCAGAGGACACCAGCGUCCGGGGGUGGAGGGAGGACACCAUCUUCCUGGGCCGGAUCCCAACCACCUUCCGGAUCCGGUUUCACUCCCAGCGCUCCGAAGGCCGGAGCGGAGACAUGGCCUUAGACCAGCUGGAGUUUCUGGACUGUGCUUUUCCUGCUCCACUUCCUGAGUGUCCACCAGGGAUGAACAAGUGCAACAACGGCGUCUGCAUCGGGUCGCGACAAAUGUGCGACGGCACCGAUGACUGUGGCGACGGGAGCGAUGAGUUCAACUGUGACGGUUACCGACUCUGUACGUUCGAGGACGGCCUCUGUGACUGGGACCUGAGCAGUCUGUCCAAUCUCAAAUGGGUCAGAACGACUCAGGAAAACAUCUCCAUCUCAGACCCUCAGAAAGGCCCGGGCAGAGACCACUCCAACAACACAGCAUCAGGACACUUCCUGUACGUCACCGUCCCUAAAGGGGGUCUCCUAAAUGACUGGGCAGCUUUUCAAAGUCCACGCCUUGAACCCACCACAAGUUCACAACCGUGUAAGAUGGUCAUGUACACCCACCAGUUUGGGCGCAGGUCGGGCGGUUUGACGGUUCUGGUCGCAGAUACUAUCGUCCACCCAGUGUGGGAGAGGGGCGGAGCUCUGGGCGACGUCUGGGUGAAGGCCGAGGUGGAGAUUGUGACCAACUCCACCUUCCAGAUUCUAAUAAUGGCGGCCAUCAGAGACUUUACCUAUGGAGGUGUUGCUGUCGACAGCAUCACGUUGUCUCCUGGAUGUCGUUUAUCGAAUGUCAAUGACACCUGGGCCAAAUUCCCCGACCCUCCUCCACACCCCUGCACCCAACCAGAGAAGAUGUGUGAUUUUAAUGACGACUGUCCAAAAGCAGAGGAUGAAAGUAGAUGUGGUGACUUCUCAUUUGAAAACGGAGCCUCAGGUUGGACUGAUUCCAGCAUUGGGAGUCAGGGUUGGGUUCUGUAUAAAAAUGAGUCAUCUGAACGUCAUUCAGCAGAUGAUUACCUGUAUGUAGCUGAGGCCUGGGGUCAGCAGCUGACCGAAGCCCAGACCCGGACCCCUCUCCUGGGCCCGUCUGGACCCGCCUGCACCCUCAGCUUUGACUUCGCUCUGACCGGGAACCCCGCCCACAUCGGUGAACUGUCCGUCAGGGUGAUUGACAGCUCACUGGGCAUUCUGCCGAAACUGUGGGAGUUUGCUGGGAAGACGGGAACAGAGGAAGAAGCAUGGAGACACGCCGUGGUACCUGUUGGAGACAGGAAAAACCGCUUCCAGCUGGUGUUCGAAGCUCGUGCUGAGAUCCUGAAUCGGUCGGCAGAGAUAAAAGUCAAAAAUGUUCACUUCAUCACAUGUAACGCCAACUACCGUCCACAUUUUCCAACAGGGGUGUCGUGUAAUUUUGAGGAUGGAUUAUGUGACUGGUAUCAGGACACCAGUGAUAACUUUGACUGGACGCUGGUGGACGGGAUGGACCACACGGUUGGGAUCGGUAAAAGUCUGGCUGUGGACCUGUGGAGUCCGUCGCUUCGUGGUGUGUUCGGACGUUUACUUUCAUUCCCCCAGUCCAUCUCCACAGAUCACUGCCUCUCCUUCUUCUAUAAACUCUACGGCCCAAAUACAGGCGUUCUGAGCAUAAAGCUGCUGGCUGAUGACGGUUACGAGACCGUCCUCUGGACCCGAAGUGGAGCCCACGGUAACAUGUGGCAUGAAGCCCACUGCCCCGUCCCACACCAGCUGACCAGCUUCCAGCUGAUGUUUGAGACCGUUCGCUCCGGCUUCGACGGGCAGGUGGCCAUCGAUGACGUGGCGUUCGUGGACGGUCUGUGCUCCGCCCCUCGGUUGUGCUCCUUCGAAGGUCAGGAAUGUGGAUACAGCAGCUCAGGUGACAUCCGCUGGCUUUACCGCAACGGACACACCGCAACGAGGACCGGACCCAAAACGGACCACACUCUGGAGACCGAACUGGGUUUCUACAUGAUGGUCAACACUGGCUCCGACCUCCUUCCUGCCGGCGGUACGUCCACCCUCGCCUCUCCUGUUCGAUAUGGGACGGCCCACACCCACUGCCUGCAUUUCUGGUAUCACAUGGGAGGAGCCGAUCCUGGUUCUCUGACUGUUUACAUGAAGCCGGUGAAAGGAGAGAGGGUGAAGAUCUUCUCCGACCAUCUGAACCAGGGAGACGUCUGGCGUCACGGCAAUGGCAACAUCUCCAGCGUGGAGGACUGGCAGUUGCAGUUCGAGGUUGUUGCAGCUGGUGGUAAAAACACUCACGUUGCAGUUGAUGACAUCUUUAUUUCACCCCACCCAUGUGAAGCUCAAGAUUCUACGUGCAGCCUGGAGAGAGGAAUGUGCAGCUGGAGCAACACCCAAAACAUCAACGUGGACAAACUGGACUGGGAGCUGAGCAGCCGCGAGGCCGAGAAGCACUACCUGACCCCCCAGGAGGACCACACACUGGGCACCGAGAGAGGUCACUUCCUGUUCCUGUCCAGCAGCAACAGAACAGCGGCCAAUGAAAACGCUCAGCUGCUCAGUCCUCACCUGCCCCCGACUAAAGGCACCUGCCUCAGAUUCUGGGCCAUUAAGCAACAGUCACCCGACAGUCAGCUGAAGGUGUGGAGGAAGGCUGGAGGUCAACUCCACGAGAUGUUGGUCAUCCACGAAACCAGAGAAAUGUGGAGACGCUUUGACAUCAACAUCACAUCCCCUGAGGAAUACCAGAUUGUUUUGGAAGGUAUCAAAGGCACGUCUGGGUUUUGGGCUUUAGAUGACAUCGAGUACACGGUCGGGGUCGACUGCGCUCGAACAGAUCCCUUAACACAUAAAAAGAAGCCGAUCAACGCUGGGGGAAUUGCGGCGUCCGUCAUCGUGGUGCUGCUGCUGAUCGGCACGUUGAUCGCUCUGCUGGUUUAUUACCUGAAAACCCACCAGGCCACGCCCUCCUCCUCCUCCUCCGCUGCCGGCUUUAGUAAUGAAGUAUACGACGAGGACCUGACACGAGACCAUAUAAGUGUUUCAGAGAUUCCAAACCAUCCCAGGGAAACUGGGUUCAACAAUGUCUCUCAGGAUCUGGUCGACUUCCGGGAGAUGGAGGUGGCGUGAGGCGGGGUCAGCGGAGGUCCUGCCGCCUAACGGUGGCUUCGUGAAUUAAAGGUGACAUCACAGCAGGAGAACUGUUUGUGUCACCUCUUUAAUGACAGAUAGAAACACACAAACACAAACACACAUAAACCCCCCCAGUAGUGAAACGCUGACGGAGGCCCGGCCGGCGCCGCUGCCGCUGAUCUGAGAUCUGCCGGAGCCGCCGAGGGUCACGGCCCUCUGACUGAGUGGACAGAUGGAGGUCAGAAGGUGAAUGGAUAACAUCCCAUGGACAGAAACAGAAGGAGGCUUCUUUUAGAUCAACUCUGGACAGAACGGAGACAGCAGGAAGUGUGGCAUGAAGGGUUAGGGUCCGUUUGGGAUCAGACUGAGGGUCAGCGCAACGCCGGCUGAACCGUCCAGUUUAAGAAGAAGACGGAUGAUUUGGUUCUUAUCGUUUUAUAGGAAGAACGGAUAAAAUGAAAGGAUAAAAUGUGUCAAAGUUAAAGAUGAGUUUAGAACAGAGGCUGACUGCAGACAGAUGUACUCACAGAGGGUCCGACUGACUCUGAACAAAGUAGAAUUCAGCUCUGAUUCAAAUA
This is a messenger RNA of Sphaeramia orbicularis (orbiculate cardinalfish), 4383 nucleotides long. It is a transcript of the gene mamdc4, whose product is annotated as MAM domain containing 4. Gene Ontology annotation, molecular function: protein binding. The record is from RefSeq and is a predicted model, not a curated record. The coding region runs from base 59 to 3802 and encodes 1247 amino acids. The transcript has 31 exons. Gene Ontology annotation, cellular component: membrane. NCBI's taxonomy places the organism in Eukaryota, Metazoa, Chordata, Actinopteri, Kurtiformes, Apogonidae.